Molecule: messenger RNA, 720 nt
Organism: Brettanomyces nanus
Lineage: Eukaryota; Fungi; Ascomycota; Pichiomycetes; Pichiales; Pichiaceae
Exons: 1
Coding region: 1-720 (239 amino acids)
Biological process (GO): chromosome segregation
Cellular component (GO): Ndc80 complex
Source: RefSeq, a predicted model, not a curated record
AUGGCAGGAUCCAAACAUGGUUUAGAAGAAUCUAUAGAAGAAUUUGAGAAAUUGAAACCUCAGAUGGACUCAUUAAGAGUAAAAGUUCAAGAGCAUUUGAAAAAUAUACAGUCUACUCUUAUAAGUAAGCGAGCGACCUAUGAGAAAGCACUGGCAGAGUUGAACAAUGAAGAACGCGAGUUGGAUAAGAAGAUAAGAGAUUUUGAAAAACUUGAGCAGCAGCUUCGACAGGAGAUUAGCAAGGAAAUACAAGACCGAGACAACUCGUCCAUGAAAGUGAAAGAGAUGAAAGUACAAGAGGAGCAACUAAUCGAACAAACGAGCAAAUUCCAACUAGAUAUCGACAAGGUUGAUGAAGAAAUCGAAAAGAGGUUGAAAGAAGUUACCGAGGAAAGGAAUACGCUAACGAAUCAAAGGACAAUCAUUGAUGAUAGAACGUUUCAGUACGAAGAGCUAUUAGGUAUGCGAAUAGAAACAGGAGGUGAAAACAAUCAAAUCAGUUUCAUAUUCAAUAAUGUUGACCCGGAUGAUUUCGAACGGGAGGUGUAUUUUGUGCUGGAUCCGAACCAAUACCGUAUUGUUGAGACUAGUCCGAAAUUGGAUGAGGCAGCGGUGACAAGGAUAAUGGACGAGUUUAGGAGUCAUAAGGGAAUAAGCUAUUUGUGGAGGGAUAUGAGAAAAGAGUUGGCGGUUGCUGCUACGAAUGCUAAGCAUUCCUGA